This is a messenger RNA of Melanotaenia boesemani (Boeseman's rainbowfish), 973 nucleotides long. It is a transcript of the gene mgmt, whose product is annotated as O-6-methylguanine-DNA methyltransferase. Lineage: Eukaryota; Metazoa; Chordata; Actinopteri; Atheriniformes; Melanotaeniidae. Gene Ontology annotation, cellular component: nucleus. Gene Ontology annotation, molecular function: methylated-DNA-[protein]-cysteine S-methyltransferase activity. The transcript is spliced from 5 exons. Gene Ontology annotation, biological process: DNA repair. The record is from RefSeq and is a predicted model, not a curated record. Bases 206 to 889 code for a protein of 227 amino acids.
UGAACUUUCUCAGAGUAUUCACAUCAAAUGAACUUUAGAGAUUGUCGACAUACUUAAGCUUCCGAGUGUCAUCUUUAAAUUAAGCUAGCGUUGGUCCUUUUUAGAACCUCUGCUAAUUAUUUUUUUACAUUUUAACGGCACGUUUCGUAUUGAAAGCGUAGUGAAGUAGUUUCGAGACAAACAACACCUUCACAGGUUGCAGCAAAUGUCCUCCGUGUUUCGGCAUGAAUCUCCUGAAUUUUCAACCGCACAUGUUGCAUUUACGCACCUGCCCGGUCACGGUGUGCUUUCUACUCAAUUAAUCACGCAGCAGGGCAACAACAUGAAGAAGCAGAGGGAGAGCCAGUGCACUCAGAAGACCAUCUCAUUGCUGAGCCCCCUGGGGACGAUCCAAGUCAGUGGAUGUGAGAAUGGUGUGCACACCAUCCAGAUCCUAAUGGAUGUCGCACCUGCUGAAAGGAGCAGCGAGGCCCCCAUGAGCUGUGUGGUCAACGAUAGCCCGGCAGAAACGAGCCCCGAGUUGCAGCGCUGCGUUGAAUGGCUCCAGGCGUACUUCAGUGAGCCGCAGACCACUGGGAGUCUCCCGCUCCCUGCCUUUCACCACCCCGCCCUGCAAGGAGAUGCGUUCACCAGCCGCGUGUUGCAGGUACUUCUGAGGGAUGUGAAAUUUGGAGAGACGGUUUCAUACAAACGCCUCGCUGAAAUGACGGGAAACCCCAGAGCAGUGCGGGCGGUGGGAGGAGCCAUGAGGAGGAACCCGGUUCCUCUCCUCAUUCCCUGUCACCGAGUAAUUUCCAGCACUGGACAGAGUGGGCCGUACAUCAGCGGCAAGGGCGACCAUCUCAAACAAUGGCUGCUCACCCAUGAGAGGCAGAGAGGGGAAGUCUGAAGCAUGACAGAGCCCAACUGUCCUUCAUUCAGUACACACACACAGAUACACACACACACAGGGCCGAUUUUUUUUUUUUUUUUU